This is a messenger RNA of Arabidopsis thaliana (thale cress), 643 nucleotides long. RefSeq names its product cysteine-rich TM module stress tolerance protein (gene WIH1). Lineage: Eukaryota; Viridiplantae; Streptophyta; Magnoliopsida; Brassicales; Brassicaceae. The record is from RefSeq and is marked reviewed. The coding region runs from base 174 to 422 and encodes 82 amino acids. The transcript is spliced from 3 exons. Gene Ontology annotation, cellular component: plasma membrane.
AAAGACUUUAUUUAAAGAAUAUUUCCUUUAUUUUCUGGUUCCUUUAUUAAAUUAAAAGUAUAUAUCAUUAUUCCUCACCGGCAUAGCUUCGUUAUAAAGGAAAGGAACAGAGUUUGCUUUUAAACAAAGAGAGAAAGAAAAAAAAGCUCAAAGAACUCAGAAGAAGAAGAAAGAUGUAUCAUCAAGAACAACAUCCUGUCGGUGCUCCUCCUCCCCAAGGGUAUCCACCUAAGGACGGUUAUCCUCCGGCCGGUUAUCCUCCAGCCGGUUAUCCACCGCCAGGAUAUGCUCAGGGAUACCCUGCACAAGGUUAUCCUCCGCCGCAGUACUCUCAAGCUCCGCAGCAGAAGCAAAACGCCGGUAUGCUUGAAGGAUGUUUGGCUGCGCUCUGUUGUUGCUGUCUCUUGGAUGCAUGUUUCUGAUCGGAGGAUAAUUAUAUACGUUGCCUCAGUCAACUUUUAUUUCCUCAUAUAUGUUAUGUAAUGUUCAACAAUCUUUCUUCUGUUGUUAUCUUCUUUCAAUUCGAAUUUUGGUAUCUUAUGUUUUAUUGACUCCGACCAUAAUUAUCUCUCUCUUUCAUAAUCCAAUCACACGAAUUCGAAAUAAACCAGUAAAGAAGUGAUCAGAAAUCUUGAUGAAAUAU